Phoenix dactylifera (date palm) is the source of this 2482-nucleotide messenger RNA. RefSeq lists its product as uncharacterized. NCBI's taxonomy places the organism in Eukaryota, Viridiplantae, Streptophyta, Magnoliopsida, Arecales, Arecaceae. The record is from RefSeq and is a predicted model, not a curated record.
CGUUUCAUUGCAUGAAGACCGGUUUGUGUCCCUAUCAGCUUUCUACCUUAUAAUAUCUGGGGCUCAUAUGGUCCCAAGAAAGGGCACCCCAGUGGGGGCCCUACUCUCCCUUGUACAUUGAAUCAAACCCCCCCUCUCUCUUUCGCCGCGUCAUCCAGGCCGAUUGGUGGUCUUUGGCGACUCUGACACCCCGUUGCCCCCAAAAUCUCGCCUAUAAGAAAAGAAAAAGCUCGACUUGGAUCUCGCCCUGAGAGCGUCGAGUUGGCUUCUCAUGCCGGCAUUUUCGAUCCAGAUAAGUCCAAUAAUCAUCUGUUUGUAAGUCGAAUUUGAUUUCCUUGCCUUUUUGUUUUGGGUUUUCUUGGAGUUUCGAUCUUGCUAUUUGUGGCGAAGCUGGAAUGGCAAACUUAUGACGGUAGCAGUUUUCGAGCUAAAUGAAGAAGAUUUGGCGGUGAUUUUGAUCGAUUUUCUCUUUUGUCUUGCUUAAAUUCGGGAUUUUUAUGAUUUUGGCGCACUAUCCUAUUUUUGUUUAGGGUUUGACCUAAGAUUCAGGUGGUUCUUAUUGAGGUUCUUACAUUGUUGGGGUGAAACCAGCUGGAGAUUCAGAAAGGUGGAACCUUAAUGGGUUUAUUUUAUAUCCUGGGGGUUUGUACAGUUUUGAAGACCCAUAGCUUCUGAGACUUGAAAUUUUAAGUUGUUAUGAAGAAAAAGUUAAGGCGAAGGUGGGAUCUUUUUCAAUAAAGCUGUCUAAUUUGAGCCCAGAAAAGGGGGGAAAAAAGAAGAAGUUGUAGGAUUCAAUCUGUUCCAAUCUUUUGUUCCGUGAUAGUGGAUGCGAACAAAGUUAUUGCAGGGAAAUACUGCUGUGACCACAGAUGGAGGGUAAUUUACCAACCAGUAACAUGAUGCCUUAUGGUGUUCUGGACUUGCAAGGUUCCAUGCACAUGCAUCAUCAACACCACCCACAAGCAACCUUCCAUCAUCACCAGCAACAGCCAAGCAGUGCUCAACAUCAGGGCUCAAUGAUUCAGCCACCGAUGCAUGAAGUUUUCCAGCUAACCGUCAACCAGAUGCAGGAUUGCAAUCAGCAACCAGCAGUUCCUGUCACGGACUACAAUAAGGGAGAGCAUGGUAAAGCCUCCUUGAGUGACGAUGAUGAUCAGAACUUCACGGAGGAUGGAGUCGACGGGCAGAAUGAAGCUGGAAAUGGGAAAAAAGGCUUUCCGUGGCAGCGGAUGAAGUGGACUCGUGCAAUGGUUAGGCUCUUGAUAACUGCAGUUUCCUACAUAGGAGAAGAUGCCAUGUCAGAAUAUAACAGUGGUGGGAGGAGGAAGUAUACCCUAUUGCAGAAAAAGGGGAAGUGGAAGGCAAUAUCAAAAGUGAUGGCAGAGAGGGGCUGUUAUGUUUCACCUCAACAGUGUGAAGACAAGUUCAAUGAUCUCAACAAGAGAUAUAAAAGGCUUACAGAUAUUCUUGGUAGGGGCACAUCUUGCAAGGUGGUGGAGAAUCCAGUUCUUUUGGAUCAAAUGGACAUCUCUGACAAGCUGAAGGAAGAUGCGAGGAAAAUUUUGAGCUCGAAGCAUCUGUUCUAUGAGGAGAUGUGCUCAUAUCAUAACGGGAAUCGGUUGAAUUUACCUCAUGAUCCUGCACUUCAUCGGUCAUUGCAGCUGGUUCUCAGAAGUAGAGAGGAGCAUGACAUAAGGAGGGCUGUGCAUGAGGAUAUUGAUGAAGAUGAUCAAAGCGCAGACACUGACAAUGAAGAAGAUGAUGCUGAAGAGCAUACUGUAUUGCAUGGUGAUAUUGGGGGAUCGUGCAUUCCGAAAAGGAUCAAGCAUUUGGUGGACCAUGAAGAAGUUGGUUUUGGAAACCCUUCAGGGUCACAGGAUUGUACAAGGCGGCUUCAUCCCCAAGGCAUGUCUGUGGAUAUGAACCAAGUACUUCCCGAAGGAUCUACUGUUGCUUGGGGGCAGAACAACACGAUGAGUUCUCGUUCACUUCAGCUGGAAGACCAGAGACUGAAUAUUCAACUUCAGAUGCUGGAGCUUGAAAGGCAACGGUUCAAGUGGCAGCGAUUUAGUAAGAAGAAAGACAGAGAACUGAACAAGAUGAGGAUGGAGAAUGGAAGGAUGAAGCUCGAGAAUGAAAGGUUGGCACUGGAGUUAAAGCGCAAGGAGUUCGAGAUUGAUCUUAAUAUGAAGAGAAAUCAGUGAUGCAUGAUUAUUUGAAGAGAGUUGUGUAAUUUAAGCUUUAGAUAUAGUAUGCUGUAGCCUAUAACUAAAGCAUUCUCCUAGGUGGAAUCUUUGUUUUGUAUUUCUCAAAACUGAAUACAUUAGUUGGGUCAUUCUAUUAAACUUGUGAACAUGUGCCAUGCUAUUAAACCUUUAUUUCCUUGUCACAUGGACAUGAAAAAGUUUCUAUCUCUACCGUCACAGACAGAGUGAUUGCUGUUCUGCAGGCAAAAUGAAUGAGCUCUUGGAUUUGUUAUUUC